AUGACAGUCGAGCAGGAGUUACUACCUAGAUUCUACACGGACGACGAUCCAACGCACGGCUACGUCCAAUAUGUUGAUGCCAAUACGGCCCAGGCGUCCGGUUUUGCGAGGGCCGUGAAUAACAGUCAAGUCUAUCUCGGAGUUGAUAAUUCAACUGUGCUUAAUGUUUCAAGCAGCGCGACCACAGGCCGUAGGAGUGUCAGGCUGGAGAGCCUCCACACCUUUGAUCAGGGCAUUCUCAUCACUGAUUUCGCACAUGUCCCGAGUGGUGUAUGCGGGGCAUGGCCGGCGUAUUGGACAUAUGACUACGCUGAGAACCCGUACGGUGAAGUUGACAUCAUUGAAGGCGUCAAUGACCAAGUAGGAGACGAUAUCAGCUUGCACACGAGUGCGCAAUGCCAACUAACCGACGACUCUACAUCUCAAUCAGGGACCGACGUACGAACUGACUGUUCGCUCAAGACGAACUAUGUAGACGGCUGUGGCGUCUCGGGUCCAUCCAACUCAUAUGGAGAUCCAUUCAAUGGCCAAGGUGGAGGAGUAUGGGCAUUGUUUUUGAGACAAGACGAACUGGCCAUUUGGAUGUUUCCUCGUAAUGGCAUCCCGGACGAAAUCUCAAGUGGAGGGCAGCUGACGCUCGAUAAAUGGGGCGUUCCACUGCUGCAUUUCGCGUCUAGCAGCGGAUGUCGUGUGAGUGAGCAGUGGAAAAACCAGACAAUUGUGAGUAGCCCGUCCCAAGGACUCAAAUUCACGAACUCACCUCCUGGUCUUUUGCACGAGCAGAUCUUCAAUAUCGACUUCUGCGGCGAGAAUGCUGGUGGCACGAACUGGAACGAGUCGUCAACAUCAGCCUCGCAGAGCUGUGCAGACAGCACGGGGUUUCCGACGUGCGCAGCAACCCCGCGCCAUCUCCUGCUAGCUGCAGCUAUAGCCUCAGCUCGGCUGCCUGCGCCGGCCCAGCCUCGCUGUAGAGCUGCGUACAUUGCAGAUUCAACUAGUGCCGAUCAUUCCUCCCGCUCAUCGUCUCCCAUCAUAACCCCGGCCGAAUCGAGUGCUGCGACGGUGCCCAUCGAUACCUCUCUCAAGCGAGAUAUCCUCAAAAGCAUGGUGCAGGUCGCCGUGCGACAGACGCGGUCAUAUCAGUCAAGUUUUGCAGGAACAUAUCAAGCCAGCGCUUUCUUGGUCAACCAGGACUUUGGUUUAUUUUUCACGGCAGCUCAUGCCGUGCAAGGCCCUUGCGAGGGGUAUAUAAUCUCUCAUAACGAUGAGCGGUGCCCACCACAGAAACUCGAGACGCUAGAUCUAGUGUGUCUUACACUCAGUCCAGAGUGUGCAAUCGUCGGUUCCCACGUCUAUUUGAUUGGCAACGACAGUGGUGAAAAGGUAAACAUAUUACGCGGCACAAUAUCACGACUAGACACGACUUCCCCGAUAAGUUUUGACAGCAACGUUGAACUCAUUCAGGCCUCCGCGGCUGGAAAAGGAGGGUGUUCGGGCGGCCCACUGCUCACCUUGGAUGGUGAAGCGAUUGGGAUUUGCCUGGGGCUUUCGCGUACAGAUCAGGCCGAAAUAGACACCGACAAGAACGGCUUGUUGGUUGCUUCGAUCAUUAUUCCCGAGACAGAAGCAAAUAACUUUUUGAAGGUGAACGAUAUACUUCUGUCAAUCAAUGAGAAGCCGAUGGUGGACUUUUCAGAACUGGAGGAGGUAUUCAACAGCACUGUCGGGGAAAAAGUACAAGUCGGCGUCGUCAGAUUUGGGAAGAAACUCAGUUUCGACUUGACUGUGCACGAUCUUUCAGCCAUCACACCGACUCAGAUCUUGUCUGACUCUGGUGCGACACUUCACGAUGUUCCAUACAGGACCGCUGUGUGUUGGAACGUCCCCCUUAGAGGCAUGUAUGUGGCAUCUUCGAGUUUGAAUUUCUCUCUUGGAGGGCACGCCUCGGGCUACAUAAUUUCUUCCAUCAAUAAUAUCUCGACGCCCAAUGUGGUCGAGGGGGAGAAAGCACUAUCGAAGAUCCAAGACCGUGAAAGAGUGGCUGUCCGAUACACUCUGGCGUCGCGCAAUACCCGAGUGCAAACGACACAAAUCACAAUUGACCGUCACUGGAAUCAGAUGACGCUGACACAUUUCAACCCGAAGAGUGAGGAAUGGGAAUAUUCUCGCGUCCACACCAUCCAAUCUGGAAGCCUUGAUAUCAAGAACUCGGACACCACGGACAUUGAAUCCAAACUUCCUGAAGCUCACUGGAUAUCUGAGCUUAAAAGACGCUUUGUGCAGGUGACGUGGAUCGCACCAGCGCUUUGCCUGGACGAGAAUCCAGAGACAAGGCUAGAAGGAUUUGGUUUUAUCAUAUACAACGGCUUGCUACUUGUUGCUAAGACAACGUGUCCCCAUGACCUGUGUGACAUCUAUAUUGACAUUGACGGCCGUGAAGUAUUCGGCCAAGUUUUGCACAUAGAUUGCCGGCAGAACUGGGUUCUUAUUCAGUACGACGCUGCCAACACCAGUACUAUGUCACUGAACACAGUAGAUCUCGCCACAGGGCCUCCACAAGAACUAGAUACAGUCACCUUCGUUGGAAUGGAUGAUGACAACAAUUUUCAUUCUGCAAAGACCGCCAUUACCGGCUCCUUCAUUGCUGAUUUUUUGUCUUCAGUGCAACACGCGGAAGCCAUAGACGUUUUGCAAAUUGACAGCGAUAUUGCGAGGAUGUGUUUUUCAGGUGUUAUAGUAAACGAGUCUCACCAAAUUGCAGGCUUCUGGCUUAUCAUGAGAAACGAUGUUCGCUAUGUGCUUCCAACUACAGGCAUUGCGUCUGUAGUACGCAAGAUUCUCGCCGGAGGCGUUCCAAAGCCACGCAAGACAUUCAAUUUUCGCUUGGAAGUGAUUCCGCCUAAGGAUGCACGUGUGAUGGGCGUGGACGAUGAGUAUAUAGGCUACGGUGUUCGUGUUAACGGUGCGCAGCAUAGAUUCUUCGGCGUUAAAAGGACCACCCGUGAAGUUGGGGAGUAUAUUCGCCAUGGUGACAUUUUUCUCAGUAUAAAUGGCAAAAUAGUCAACAAGUUCCUCGACUUCGACGCUUUAGACAACACAGAAGCUGAAACUGCGGAGCUGCUUGUUGUACGCGAUGGCAAUCAAAUAAUCGUUGAUUUCCCUCUGAAAAUAGCCACCGAUGUGACGACAGAUCGAGUGUCCAGCAUUUUUGGCAUGGUCUUCCAAAGACCAUACACCUCUAUAAAAUAUAUCAACCAAGACUUCCCAAGCGACCUGAUCAUUACGUGCUCAGCCCCCGGGUCCCCAGGUCAGCAAUCGUCAAUGCCCUAUGACAACUUCAUCACUGGUGUCAAUGGUAUUACGGUGCACGACCGGAAUUCUUUCCUUGAUGCGGUCAACCAAGUUCCCGAUGAGACGGAUUUCACAAUCCAAUCAGAAGAUUGGAAUGGGAAGGUGUACAACGAUAUUGUGCGAAAGUCAAGUCGAGCUUUUGGGCCGUACGAGUUUGUGAAGGAAGGUGGAAAGUGGAACAAAGUCCGUUUACAAUUAGAUGGCUGGAAGGCAGAUCUUCCCAUUACGCUGCAGCAAAAGUGA
Talaromyces atroroseus is the source of this 3594-nucleotide messenger RNA. RefSeq lists its product as hypothetical. Gene Ontology annotation, molecular function: protein binding. NCBI's taxonomy places the organism in Eukaryota, Fungi, Ascomycota, Eurotiomycetes, Eurotiales, Trichocomaceae. The record is from RefSeq and is a predicted model, not a curated record. Bases 1 to 3594 code for a protein of 1197 amino acids. The transcript is spliced from 10 exons.